UGUGAGGACAGGAAGCGGAUCAGACUUUGCGCCUGCGCAGUCACUCUUCGCUGGUCCCUGUAAAGAUGUCUGAGCAGGCGGGGAGGGAGCGGAGCGGAGGACCCGAAACCAACAGGCAGAGCUCGCAACUCUCCGCAUUUCAAACAGUCCAGGUCCAUGUCAUUCUGACGAGCAGCUGAGAUGUCCAAUGACAGCCAGGGAUCGGUGAAGGGGGAGGCGGCCAUUGUGCAUUCUCCCACUGUCUCCGCCUCCUCACAGGGACCGCCCCUUUCUCCUACAACCUCAAAACCACCUGAGCUGCCAGAUGAGCUCAUUCAAGCCGGCUGGUCCAAGUGCUGGUCUCGGCGGGAGAACCGGCCGUAUUAUUUCAACAGGUUCACCAAUCAGAGCUUGUGGGAGGUGCCAGUGUUGGGUCAGCAUGAUGUCAUUUCUGAUCCGUUAGGCCUGAACGCAGCACCUGCAGAGGGCGGAGACAGUAAUGUAGGUAAUGGCCAGAGGAAGAGGCGGAGCUCUGACGAGCAAGCGGGGGGUCCUAACAGCUUGAAACGGGCCAAGGUUGAGCCCACCACGCCCAUCUCUCCCAGCACCCCGGGUGCCAAACCCUGGAGCACCGCUCCUGAUGAGAAACAAACCCCAUCAGCCACUCCAACGACCCCGAACCCAGCCCCUGCUCCCUACAGACCAGCGAUUAUCUACUGGGAUCUGGACAUCCAGACCAACGCUGUGAUCCGAGAACAUCCUCCUGCUAACCACUUGCCCCCCCACCCUGAGGUGGAGCUGCAGAGGGCUCAGCUGGUCACCAAGCUGAGGCAACACUAUCACGAGCUGUGCCACCAGAGAGAAGGUAUUGACCCACCCCGGGAGUCGUUUAACCGUUGGCUGCUGGAGAGGAAGGUCAUUGAUAAAGGUCUUGACCCCUUGUUGCCGAGUGACUGUGAACCCGUCAUAUCGCCGUCCAUGUUCAGAGAGGUCAUGAACGACAUUCCCAUCAGGUUGUCUCGUAUCAAGUACAAGGAAGAGGCCAGGAAGUUGCUGUUUAAAUACGCUGAAGCUGCCAAGAAGAUGAUCGACUCCAGGAAUGCCAGUCCUGAGAGCAGGAAGGUGGUGAAGUGGAACGCAGAAGACACUAUGAGUUGGCUGCGCCGGGAUCACUCUGCAAGCAAAGAGGACUACAUGGACCGCCUGGAGCACCUGAGGCAGCAGUGUGGUCCUCACGUGGCUGCCGUUGCCAAAGACUCUGUGGAGGGAAUCUGCUCCAAAAUCUACCAACUGUCCUCAGAGUACAGUCGUCGUCUGAGACAAACACACCUUAGUGUACUGCAGGACCCGCCCACAGAGGUGUGCACAUCGCCGUCACAGUCUCGCUUGGUCUACUGUUACCCACUACGCCUGGCGCAGCCGUCGCCGCCACUACCGCGCGUGGAGUUGCAUUUUGAGAACGAUGUGGCGUGCCUGCGCUUCAGAGGAGAGAUGGUCAAGGUGAACAGAGGUCACUUCAGCAAACUGGAGUUGUUGUACAGGUACAGCUGCAUCGAUGACUCUCGCUUUGAGAAGUUCCUGUCCAGAGUGUGGUGCCUCCUCAAGAGAUACCAGGUGAUGUUUGGCAGCACGGCGAAUGAAGGCACAGGCCUGCAGGGGGCGCUGCCAAUGUCUGUCUUUGAGGCCUUGAAUCGACAGUUUGGCGUUUCCUUUGAGUGCUUCGCCUCGCCGCUCAACUGCUACUUCAAACAGUUCUGCUCCGCCUUCCCCGACACCGAUUGCUACUUCGGAUCUCGAGGGCCUUUUCUGUCUUUCUGUCCAGUCAGCGGCUCCUUUGAAGCCAACCCGCCCUUCUGUGAAGAGCUGAUGGACGCCAUGGUGACCCACUUUGAGGACCUUUUGGACCAGUCCACUGAGCCGCUGUCCUUCAUUGUCUUUGUCCCUGAAUGGCGCGACCCUGUGACCCCGGCCCUGAGUCGCAUGGAGGGAAGCCGAUUCAUCCGUCAUCAACUGAGCGUCCCGGCCUAUGAGCACGAGUAUCGCUCUGGGAGUCAGCACAUCUGCAAGAGGGAGGAGAUGUACUACAGAGCGGUCCACGGUACUGCAGUACUCUUCCUCCAGAACGACGCCGGUUUUGCCAAGUGGGGCCCGACACCAGAGCGCCUGGCAGAGCUGACGGCGGCGUACCGCCCCUCUUCCUCACGCACCUCCUCCUUGUCCUCCCCUGGGCCCGCCCACACAACCGCAGGCGACAGAGACUCUGCCCCCAAGCCUGCCGACAGGAUGCAAAGCACGUUGAUCUCGCCAGGUAGCCAUGACAACAACAACAACAGCAGCCGCAGCAGCAGUCCACAAGACAAGAUGGCUGCCGUGUAAAGGAGGUGCGGCUUGCUUUGUGACUCCGCCCCCAUCACUUUCUUUAGUUCACUUUGUCCCUCACCAGCAUCUGUAGCACCCUCCGCCUUUGUCCACUUUCACGUUCUUACCCUUGUGUUACCCUUGUGUUGUGAUUGGUGGAAGCACGUCUGGACGGUUUGUUGUGUUGCAGCAAUAAUAAACUUCCCACUCGUGACGUCACACGAGGACUCUCAUUGGUCCCCUCACAGACGACGCUUGGGACUGGUUGACAAGGCAGCUAUCUUCUUUUUUUGGUUUUUCACCCUUUCGGACUCUGCAGUCAGAGACAGGCUGUGACAUCACAGACACGUUAGAGCAGCAAGCGGACCUCUCAAUCCUAAUCUAAUUGACGGACAGGAAUUCAUAUGUGUUCACAUUUCAUCAUGACCUUCUGUGUCCUUGUGAGCGUCCAAGCGGAGACUGCAAGUUUGGCUUCACUGCUGCCCUCGUCUCCAGAGCAACGGUCGGGAGGCACAGGUGUGUCAUUUGUGUGUGAUGUCACAUAACGUAGAUAAAGUCACGUGACCUGUUAGUUGAAAGUGGGGUAGGCUCCUCCCACUCGACGCCGCUGGUGUUCUUUGCUGUGAUUGGUCCAAUCAGGCGCCUGCUUGCUGCUGUGUAGAUAAUGUACAGUCCAACUGAUCUCAAGUCUGUUGAUGUUCAUUCAGUUUGUCCCUCCAUGCUUUUUAUUUGUUUUAAUUUAACAUUUUUAAAGGACAUGUUUUCUGUAUUGUAAUGUUUACAAUAGUUUGAAACUAAACCAAAGUGUUGUUAUAAAAAAAUAUAUAUAUAUUGUGUCUGCAUCUACACUAAUGCUGACGUCAAUCCAACAUUUUUUUGUGUCAUGUUCUUAGUGCAUGAAAUGUUUUUCUUGAAUAUUUUCCUGCUUGAAUCUUCACUGCGGAGUGUCUCAACGCCUGUGUUUCAUUUCUGAGGAGUAGAGCUAAACAAUAUGCAAAAACAUCAGAUUGCCAUUAUUUGAACGGAUAGUUGAUUGUGUGUGUUUUUUUUUUUUUUAGUUGACACCUGCUUUUGUGACCUGUUUGGCUGUUUUCCUUUUUUUUGUUUAGAGCCUUGUUAGCUUUCAGUGUUUUAUGUUAAGUUUUCUAAAAGCAACUGACCUUUUCCAACAUUGUUUAUAAAGAUGUAUAUCUUUACGAUGAAUGAAAACAUGCGACUAUUACCUUAACACGUCCAAUGAAGUUUAGACUUUAAAGGGAAACAUGACUCACCAUGUGAUACAUGCUUUAUUGUUUUGAGAAAAAGUGAGCUAUUUAAAUGUUAUGGGCUACAGAUGAUUGUUUUAAAUUACAUUUCUGUAAAAAAAAAAGUGUUCAUUGUGAUUUUUAAUACUAACUGAUAUGAAAUGCGGCUGCAAUCAGCAGCAUUUUUUUGCCGUUGAAAUUGUGCGUUUUAGCAAGCAGAACUUGUGUAAAUAGGAGUGGAUGCAGGCUGGAGAAUGUACAUAUGCUCUGUUUUACGUCUCGCCUACAGACAAAAUGCAGUUUCACGCCCAGUAAAGAUAUAUUCAAUCCUUCA
Molecule: messenger RNA, 3915 nt
Organism: Doryrhamphus excisus (bluestripe pipefish)
Lineage: Eukaryota; Metazoa; Chordata; Actinopteri; Syngnathiformes; Syngnathidae
Gene: pcif1
Product: phosphorylated CTD interacting factor 1
Cellular component (GO): nucleus
Molecular function (GO): RNA polymerase II C-terminal domain binding; mRNA (2'-O-methyladenosine-N6-)-methyltransferase activity
Source: RefSeq, a predicted model, not a curated record